GAAGAAGAAGAAGAUGAGGAUGAGGAAGAAGAAGAAGAGGAUGAGGAUGAAGAAGAAGAAGAAGAAGAAGAAGAUGAGGAUGAAGAAGAAGAAGAAGAAGAUGAGGAUGAGGAAGAAGAAGAAGAGGAUGAGGAUGAAGAAGAAGAAGAGGAUGAGGAUGAAGAAGAAGAAGAAGAAGAGGAUGAGGAUGAGGAUGAAGAAGAGGAUGAGGAUGAAGAAGAAGAGGAUGAUGAAGAAGAGGAAGAGGAUGAGGAUGAAGAAGAAGAAGAAGAAGAAGAAGAAGAAGGAUGAGGAUGAAGAAGAAGAAGAAGAAGAAGAGGAUGAGGAUGAAGAAGAAGAAGAAGAAGAAGAAGAAGUAGGAUGAAAAUAAGAAGAAUUCCAGUACAGCAAAAAGUGUAUCUGCAGAGAGCUCCGCUAUUUCUGACAGUUCUCUGACAGUUCCUUCAAAUUUACAGCGGUUGAAACAUUGUAUCUAUUUGUUUCCGAAUAAAAACAUCUG
Molecule: messenger RNA, 499 nt
Organism: Staurois parvus
Lineage: Eukaryota; Metazoa; Chordata; Amphibia; Anura; Ranidae
Source: the annotation of a GenBank genome assembly